Molecule: messenger RNA, 3513 nt
Organism: Struthio camelus australis
Lineage: Eukaryota; Metazoa; Chordata; Aves; Struthioniformes; Struthionidae
Gene: ZCCHC7
Product: zinc finger CCHC-type containing 7
Biological process (GO): nuclear polyadenylation-dependent CUT catabolic process; nuclear mRNA surveillance of mRNA 3'-end processing; nuclear polyadenylation-dependent snoRNA catabolic process
Cellular component (GO): TRAMP complex
Molecular function (GO): RNA binding; zinc ion binding
Source: RefSeq, a predicted model, not a curated record
GCUGCAGAGGUGCCUGCAGAGCCCGUCGCUAGCUCCCCCGAAGUUCACUGUGCUUCAGUCACAGCGUUGCUUUUCCCAUACACCCGAACUGAGCACCCAGCUUGGUCUCCCGGCCUUGGUAUCCCCCAGCCCUUGUCUUGCCUGUCUCUGUGUCUGGGCUUGUCUCAGGAUGUUCCAGCUCCUCCCUUUCCAGCUAGGCCGAAACUGCGACAGCUGUCCCUGAAACGUGCAGUGUAGUUUCCACGCCCGCCCCUCUUUAUUCACCUCAACGGGAAGACCAUGUGGAGGUAGCUGGAGGGUUUUGGGGGUAGAAGACAUUUUCCUGUGAUCUCUUGAAGAUAGAGUCUGUUUUCCUUCCAGAAUGUUUGAUGGAUAUGAAGACACAGAAGAUAUUGAAGUGUAUGAAGAUGAACUUUAUCAUGAGGCGUCGUCCAGUGAGCAGAGUGUGGAUAGUGAGGUAGAAUUUCAUCUUUACAGCCAGAUCCACUAUUCCCAAAAUCUUGGAGAAAACAGCAGGCUGGAAAUAAAUGAAGAAGCUGAUAUUGCAGGAAUCGGGGGUCAGAGUUCAGUUUUGACUGAGAAAUUGCAUCAAGACAAGAACACUGUUGAAUGGACUGAUCGUGAUGUCGUUCAGAUUUCAGAUGGCCAUGAGAUCAUCAUCUUGUCUGAUACACCAGAUGAAGACAGUGUUUACAAAAGCAAAGCACAGAAGUCAACAGGCUCUUUAGAUUCAGCAGGGAAAAAAUAUGUCCAUCCAGAAAUUUCCACCCCAAAUCAUGCCAAAGCUGCCGAGUGUAAUACCCUGGAUCCGGCUGAAUCGGUCACAAAAGUUUCAAGUCAAAGGAAAAGGGCUAGUGGGAAGCUUAACUCAGUUACUUCUGCUGGAACUCAUGUGAAGCAAAAGGUGAUGGUAAUAGAUGAUAGCUCAAAUGAGGAGGAGGAGAGCUUGCUCUCUGAAAGUGAUAAUGUGGAGAGCUGGAUGCUUUUAGGAUGCAGCGCAGAUGACAAAGAUGAAGAUAUCAUUUUGAACCUUGAAGGCUGUGGAACGUCUGUCAGUGAAGGAGAAGCUGAUGUGGACUGGUCCAUCAGUAAUAAAGAUUUGGAGGCCCAGAUCUGUAACUAUGCAACUGUGAGACGUUCAAGUGUCCGAUACUACACAGCCGAUAAAAACGUUACCUGUAGAAAUUGCAGUAGACCAGGUCAUUUGUCCAAAAACUGUCCUAUUCCAAAGAAGAUUCCCCCUUGUUGUUUGUGUGCAGAAAGAGGUCAUCUACAAAACACUUGCCCAGCACGGUUUUGUUUGAACUGCUGCUUGCCAGGACACUAUUCUAAGGAGUGUCUUGAGAGAGCCUAUUGGAAUAAACACUGUAACCGCUGCGAUAUGAAAGGGCAUUAUGCGGAUGCUUGCCCAGAAAUAUGGAGGCAGUAUCACCUAACAACAAAACCAGGACCAAUAAAGAUGGCUAGUUCUCACUCCGAGCACUCUGCUUUAGUGUACUGCUACAACUGUUCCCGCGAAGGACAUUUUGGAUACGAGUGCUCAGAGAGGCGGAUGCAUGGGAGUAUGUUCCCUACUUCUCCAUUCAUCUACUACUAUGAUGACGAAUAUGACAUCAAGAGGAGAGCUAACAGACUAAAAAGAAAGGUUGCAGAACUACAAGAGGCUGGCCUUUUGCCAGUACAGUUAGAGAGCCCGUGGAAGGAAGAAAAGCAUGUGGAACACAGCCAUAAGAAAAAGAAAAAGCCCUGGAAAGAACACAGUAAACAUCAUAAAGAUGACAAGUGUCACAAAAAGACUAAGAAGAAGUCUCGAGCAGACAAACCCAGAGCAAAGAAGCACAGAAACGAUGCUGAAAGGGGGCAUGCAGUGGAGGAGGACUUUCCUAGAGGGUGUAAAAAACAGACAUCAAAGGGUGGCAAAAAGUGUCAGAGGUCAGUUCUCCAGGCACAUGGAAGCAAGAUGGAAUAUGCCCAGGAGCUUUUGGAAGCUGCUAAAAGAAAGAAGAAAAGGAAAAAGCAGAAAGACAGUAGUCUCAAUAUCGAUGAGAAUUUAUUCCUUAUAAAACAGAGGAAAAAGAAAUCUAAACAGAAAUCCAUCUGCUAAUGGGGAAGUAGACAGCCUGCCAUGUUAUUUACUAGCUCUGCCUAUUGUUUAUUUUUAUCCCUCUUUAACACAUACGACUUUGAUUCGAUUUCUGAAUCCAGACUGGCAUGCCUAAGCACCAGUCUUAAAUGAACUUCUGUCUCUUUUUCCAAAAGAGUAUUCAUGAACAUGGCAUUGUGCACUUGAUAGGAAGUAUUUAAUGUCCGUGGGUGGAAUGACUACAUCUUUUUGGCAAUUCCAGGUUAGGCUGUAAGUUUAUUUUGUUUUCUUAUAGUAGGGGAGGGGGCCUUUGUUGGGUUUCAUAGGGUUGUAUUCCUUAACUGGUGAGAUGUUCCUUUACCUAUCAAAGUGGGAACUGCUGUUGGGUAAUUGUGAUUCCUUUGCAGCUGAGAUUAGAGAAGGACUUUCGCAUUAGAAGGAGUCAGGAUGGAGGAAAAGGAAUGUUGAUCUAAAAUACAUUCUGCUCAGUUACUCAGCCCUCUCUGGAGUGCCGGAAGCACUUUUUCAUGUCUCUCCCUCUUGGAGGGUGUCGUGAAUUUGUUAUCUUGCACUUUAGGACAUGGUAGUCUUUUACCUUGCAACCUGAUGUGGUAGCAUGGAUCAUUGCUACACCUUUCAGUAUCAAGUGCAGGUGAGCUCUGAGGAAGCCCCGUCCUUGUCUUUGCUCACUAGCAAACACAGCAGGAGAAAUCAGUUAAGAAAAUGGAGCAGACACUCUAGUUUACAUCUUGAAUUAAAUACGUCUAUUUUCCAUGGUGUGGAAGUUGUUUUUGAAGAAGAGAACUACGUAGCAAUAUAGCAGAACAUGAAAAAACUAUCUGAUUCCAGGCAUACUGUGCUAAAAUUUAGUAAUUUAAUUUUUUUAAAGACAGUUAUUUUUGUACUCUGGGGAUAAACAAUUAUGUUGUUAAAAGCUUUUUAAGAAUAAAUGCUUGAUCAAAGGAACAGCCCAAAUAAAACUUCAUUUUAGGGAGGUCCAAAACUACAGGUUUGUUCUACAUUUUCUUGCAUUGUGAGGCAGAAUUACCAAAGAAGACACUGCUCUUCUGUCUUGUGUUGAAACUACAUCAACUCUGACAAGAGGUUUUCUGUUUUUGAAUAGGACAUGGAUUAUACUAUAAAUACAUUUUAUAGAAUGUAGUCUAUGCUAUAAAUGCUUUUGGUACAAUAGAGAUAGUAACUAGCAGCACAUUUUCAUAAAGCCACAUGUCCUCUGUUAAUUCUUCCUCAGAAAAUGGCUUUAGCUACUACUGUAUGUUGAAAUUGGAAAGUGUUUGUAACCUGUGCAACUACAAGUAUGUAGUUCUCUGGGGGAGAAACCAGCAGAGUGGCUUUUCUACCUCCAGUGAUAACUAGGAAGCAUGUUACUACAAAAACAGGAAAAGGAGAACUCCCCUAACCUGUGGAUA